CCCUUGCCUCCCUGCACCAGCGGUGGCGGCGCGGCGGUGGAUCUGACCCGAUUCCCAAGGCCGUCCCUCUCUCUUUAUUUUUCCCCAUUCUUGGCGAUAAAUUCUUCUCGCCGUCCUCCGAGGCCGAGAGCUCCGAGCGUGAAACCCUAGCCCCCCGUCGACAAGGCGCCCCCUGAUUUCGACCCAGAAGAUUCUCAUGGCAUCAAAGCGUAUCCUGAAGGAGCUGAAGGAUUUGCAGAAGGAUCCUCCUACCUCCUGCAGUGCAGGUCCUGUAGCACAGGACAUGUUUCAUUGGCAAGCAACGAUCAUGGGCCCUCCUGACAGUCCAUAUGCUGGAGGUGUAUAUUUAGUAAAUAUUCAUUUCCCUCCAGAUUAUCCUUUCAAGCCACCAAAGGUUGCUUUUAAGACUAAGGUCUUCCAUCCGAACAUCAAUAGUAAUGGGAGUAUCUGUCUGGAUAUCCUUAAGGAGCAGUGGAGUCCUGCCCUGACCAUCUCAAAGGUCCUGCUUUCUAUCUGCUCUUUGUUGACGGAUCCAAAUCCAGAUGAUCCUCUUGUUCCAGAGAUUGCUCAUAUGUACAAGACUGACAGAGCAAAGUAUGAGGCCACAGCUCGCAGCUGGACUCAGAAAUAUGCUAUGGGAUGAGGGUCUCCUACUCUGAGUGUGUUAUGCUAUCGAGACAAAUGAAAUCUAAUGAUGAAGGUCCUGAUUCUCAUGAUGUUCUUAAAGUGAUUUCGUUAAGAUGGAGUAUCAUGUUUGUUCUGUUUCUUAUUUGACCAGAUAUACCAAAUUCAUGUCUGCUACUUGGCCUGCUAUAAUUUUCAUUGUGAAUAAUAUUCAUAUGCUCGUCUUCAUGCUGGUGCUCAA
Messenger RNA from Phoenix dactylifera (date palm), 865 nucleotides. RefSeq names its product ubiquitin-conjugating enzyme E2-17 kDa-like. The record is from RefSeq and is a predicted model, not a curated record. Lineage: Eukaryota; Viridiplantae; Streptophyta; Magnoliopsida; Arecales; Arecaceae.